Paramecium tetraurelia is the source of this 474-nucleotide messenger RNA. RefSeq lists its product as uncharacterized. NCBI's taxonomy places the organism in Eukaryota, Ciliophora, Oligohymenophorea, Peniculida, Parameciidae. The record is from RefSeq and is a predicted model, not a curated record. The transcript is spliced from 2 exons.
AUGAAUUUUAUUCAAUCUCCUCUUCAUAAUCAAUUUGAUCUUUAUUCUAUUGUCCGCACCUACAAAUCAUUGCAAUCAACAAUAACAACUCAUUAUAAUAUCAGAAGGCUCACUUUAGACUAGAAUAUGUUGCUAAAAAACAAUUCACCAAUUUCAUAAUACAUUCUAGCAGGUAGAUCUUUCUAAGAAUACCGAUUUGCUAAUUAAAUCAUGAUCCAGAUAAUUCUUGCAACGGAAGCUAUAGAAUCAAAGGAGAGUAUAUUUGAUAAAGAAUUGCAAAAUAUAUUAAAGAAGUUGGUUAAGAAAGAUAAACAAAUUAUUUACAAUCCCUAAGAUUCUCUUCUCUUUCAAUAUUUGGAGAAAUAUUUUAAUAAAAACUUCUAUUCAUCAAAUUAGAUUCAUAAGGAGAAAUUAAGCUAAAUAUAUGAUAAACUAGUUGCAUUUAAUAUUGGGAAAAGAAAAUAAAAUUUAUGA